Molecule: messenger RNA, 2045 nt
Organism: Egretta garzetta (little egret)
Lineage: Eukaryota; Metazoa; Chordata; Aves; Pelecaniformes; Ardeidae
Gene: PHETA1
Product: PH domain containing endocytic trafficking adaptor 1
Exons: 2
Coding region: 65-640 (191 amino acids)
Biological process (GO): receptor recycling; retrograde transport, endosome to Golgi; endosome organization
Cellular component (GO): trans-Golgi network; early endosome; recycling endosome
Source: RefSeq, a predicted model, not a curated record
UGCAGCGCUGAUGCUGGCGGCCGCCCAGGAUCGGAGCUAGAGGCAGAGUCCAGGGUGCAGAGCCAUGAAGCUGAACGAGCGCAGCCUGGCCUUUUACGCCACUUGCGACUCCCCUGCUGACAACGCCGGCUUCCUCUACAAGCGCGGCGAGCGGCACACGGCAUACCAUCGCCGCUGGUUCGUGCUGAAGGGCAACAUGCUCUUCUACUUCGAGGAGCGGGAGAGCCGGGAACCGGUAGGCGUCAUCGUGCUGGAGGGCUGCACCGUGGAGCUCUGCGAUUCAGCGGAGGAAUUCGCCUUCGCCAUCCGCUUCGGCGGCGCCAAGUCUCGCACCUACGUGCUGGCGGCCGAGAGCCAGGCUGCCAUGGAGUCGUGGGUGAAGUCGCUCUCACGAGCCAGCUUUGACUACAUGCGCCUGGUGGUGCGGGAGCUGGAGAAGCAGCUGGAGGAGAUGCGCUGGGGGCCGGCUGGUGGAUACGCAGGCUGCCGGCAGUCACCUGGCUCCUGGAAGCCGAAACCCGUGGGGCUGGAGCGAUCCCCGGAGCGGUUGCCGGCUCUUCCUGCCAUCCCAUCGAAGGAGAAUGGCUGCGCAGUGUGGAACAACACACCAGGAGUGGACCGGCUGCCCGAAGGUGGCUGAGCCAUGGGGAUCUGCCAGGACCCGAGGUAGGGAGGAAAUGUCAUCCUUGGUGCCGCCUCGGUUCCCACCGCACCCCAGGAUGUGCAGCCCUGUCUGUGGCGGUGAUGGACACCUGCUGAUGGUGCCACCAAGGGCCCAGUGCCGAGGGACACCAGUGUUGCUCCGUGAUGGCUGAACACCAGCCCAGCACCGAUGGCAGCUGGGCUGAGCAUGCUGCCAGCCAGGCGUGAAGGCCCCGGGCUCUUGGGGCUGCCAGGUUCUUGGGCAUCUUGUGCCAGGCAGCGAGUGCUCCCCGCAUGGGUGCACCCCUCCAGCUGUGCCCGGGCGCGGGUGCAGGGUGGUCCAUCCAGCGCAAGCAAGCUGCAACCCACUUGCUGGUUGUUGCCUCCUGGGAAUCGACCACUGUGUUGGGUCUGGUGGGGCCUCUCGAUGCUCUUGCAGCAGGGGCCAUGCACCAACUGCUUUUGGAGGAGGAUUUUGAUGGGAUCUCGCCUGCCUGAGCCCUUGCAUGGGUGUUUCACAGCUGGGGAGCCUGCUACCGCCUUCCCCUCCCUGCCCAGCACAAGCAACUGGCUGAGGUCGGCCAAGCUCCACCGGAUCCCUCUGCUCCAGCAGGAUGUGGUUUGAAAAUGAAAUUAUCAGUGAGUGCAGCCCUUCCUUAAUGGCAGCAGCACCGUGCACCCUGGCCACCUGGGGCUGGUGACACCCAGCCCCGGGCAUUUCACCCAGGGUGAUUGCUGCUUGCAGUCCAGCGGUGAACCCGCGGUGGGGGCAGACCCGAGGGGAAUGCAGCGGCUGUGGGCACCGCCUUGCCGGGCAGAUAUUUUGGGGCAGGGCAUCAUCUCCGGGCUGGCUCACUAAGGGGAAGCAUCGCUCGCGGUGGUGAAUGGGAACGUAUGUGUCAGCGGUGGAGGGUGUCAAAUGAUUCAUGUGCCAAACUGGAGCGAAGCCAGUGUCUCAUGCCGGUGUUUCUCUUUUAUUACACUAUUUUAUUGACACUAAAGCUGCUGGCCUGGAGGUGGGGUGACCUGCCCCUGGUCUGGGAGUUGCAGAUGGGGUGCCCCAGGUUUGGGCCGGGUGGCUCCAGCUCCCUUUGCCCCCUUGGGACAGGCACAAGAUUUUGCUAUAAUAAAUGUUCUUUCAGAAAUUCCCUCCUGGCCCCAGUUCUUGCUUGUGCCUUUAAACCCCUGGGGAGGGGGGGCCCAGGUGGGAAUUAAUCCUCUAUUUUAAUCCCCUUCCUGUCCCCACCGUGUCCGUGAGGCUGGGCACAGAGACUGUGUUGCCCAAGUGGGACACGGUCAACGCCACGGCCUCGCAGUGCCCUGGCACCCCACAGCUGCCCACAGGGAUGGGAUGGGAUGGGAUGGGAUGGGAUGGGAUGGGAUGGGACCACCCUGGGGACAUC